ACGCCGAGGGAAUUUUAGAACAAAAUGAUACUAAACCACACUGCAUAAAACUAAAAGUGAAAUGUUUUACAGAUUAAAUCACUUCUCCUCAUCCAUUUCCUCACCAUAUUUUUUAAGUUAAGUCUUAUAAUCGUCGACGAUUAAAUUGGUACAUUAUUGGGCUUUGGUAAAAGCAAGCUGGUAGCACAGUGUUGCAAAUUUAAAAUAGGGUGAAAUUAUGCAAAAUCAACUACAAAUCAAGACGUACUGAAGUAAAAACUAUAAUUUAUUAACAAAUAACAAGACAUUACAUAAAUGUAUAUAAUUUGGACAACAAAAAUCAAUGGAAAAUAUAUUAUGGUUUCAUGCAGAUAACACAAUCUAUUUUAUUUCAUUUUUUUAAUUUUUUUCAAUCCACCUGCAGAUCCCUACAUGAGCCAACAGCUCAAGGGAUAUUGACCUUGUCACAUUAUAAACAAAAAUUAAACAUAGUUAAAAUUGCAAUAAAAUAAUCAAGUUUACAAUUAUAAUGAAUUUUGAUAAUCUACACUUUCAACAAAUAAUCACAAAUUUUAUAAUUUUCACAAUUUACACAACACAACAAACAGUACAUAUUUUUCAUUUAAUAUACUCUGAAUCAUUUGUAGGGUGUCCUAUUAAUUAUACAGCAAAUUACAUAUUAUUUAUAUUGUCAUUACAAGGUGUUAUUUCACCAGCUAAAUAAAUAUUUUUAUCCUUUGAUGUAUUCUCUAACAACUUUUUUGAAUUCAUUAAAAUUUUGUAGUAAUAUAAUUUCUUUAGGUAGUUUAUUAAAUAGUGUUAUACAUCUUAAGUGUGGAAUUUUGGUUUCAGUUUAUAGUUAUAUCUUGUGAUAUAUGGUCCAGUAUGUUCAGAUUCUACAAAAUUAUUUACAAUUUUACAAAUAAGAGCAACCUAUAAAUAUAUUACGAAACAAAAGGGAAUAUAUUCCACUCAGUAAAUAAAGGUUUACAUGAGGCUCUUGUAUCAGCUAAACAUAUAAUACAUAUGGUUUUUUUUUUGCAAUCUAAAAAUUUUAAUACUAUUACUACACUUACCCCAUAUUUCAAUUACAUAUAGGCCUACCAUGUGUGUGUGAAAAAGUGCAAUGUAUGCAGUUCGUAGAGAAUUUCUGUCUAUAAUUUGGCUAAGAAUUCUGAGGGCGUAGCAAGCUUUACUUAAUUUAUGAAUAGUUUGAUUGAUAUGUACAUUCCAUUUUAGUUUAUCAUCAAUAUGUAAGCCCAAGAAUUUAGUUGAUUCAGUUUGACUUAUCGCUUGAUUCUGAAAUUCAGAUAAUACUUGAUCGAGCAGUCUUUUAUUACCAAAUUUAAUAAAUUUUGUUUUAUUUAUAUUAAGUUUUAAAUUAUUUGCAUCAAACCACUUAUUCAAGUUAAUUAUUUCAAAUUCAGUUUUAUUUUUUAAUUCCAAUAUUUUUCUGGAGUUAUAAGAAGAUUUGUGUCAUCAGCAAAAUAUACCUACUCGUACAAAAUUGUACUUACUACAGAGUCAGAAUUUUUUCAUUAGUUUUCCUUAUCCCUAUAUUUACACAUGAGUUAUCCAUCAAGUCAAAUCUGUGUGGGAUUGUACAUACCGCCACUUUUGUGUUACAUAAUGAAGGUAAUACAUAUUUCAAACUGAGAUACACAGUUUUUGAUUGUUUCUUUAACACGUAAUUUCCACCUGCUACUAUAACUAUUUCAUCUUUCUUGAGACAUGUCUUGUCUUCUCUUAUUCAUCUCACCACUUCAAUAAUAGAAGCUCCUGGUUUGAUAUAAACUUACUUGUGAAAUGUAAUUCCCGUCUGCUUUUUCGCUAGCCUAUUCGUACAACCAUAAGCACAACACGACAUUAUUUAUUUCAUUAAAAACACCAUUUCAAACUUGUAUUCGCCGUUUGUUUUGGUCGCAUUAGUGGGCGUGUCCCAAAAAGCAAAAUGACUUCAGCAUCCACGCCAAACAACCACUCCCUAACUUCUUACCUCCAUGGUUUGUCCUAUCUACUGUCACCCCCCUGGGUUUAACCAUGUGCUACUGUAAACAACGAAUUAACAAUCAAGGCCGUAAUGUGGCAGACGUAAAUCAGUAAUGCAUCAUUGUUAUUGUACUAGCGGAGGAAAAUUUUGCUAGCCUAGAAGUCGAAUGGAUCCUUGAGGCUUUUGUGCAAAGACUCCAGAUAUGUUUAGAGAGUUAGGAAUGGCAAAACAGGUCAUCUUUCUUCCACCUGUAUACAAGUGAUUAUCUUUGACAAUGAAGGGCAGUAAUGGAAAUCCACGGCAACAUUUUCAUAGUUCACGUCAGCAGAAAAGCAUUCCUGAAGCCGAUGAGUCAGCUUAUGUGCCAUAUGAUGGAGGUGAAGUACAGAGUCCACAGCAUGCUGUAAAUCCAGAACAUCGGUUGCUAAAAGUGUACUUUUUGGCACCGAUCUUGUGUCGUCUUUGUAAUGACUACAUAUGGGGUACUGGUCCUGUUGGAGUGAAAUGUGAACCGGCUGAUUGCAAAGAUCGAUGGAAGAAUAUUAGAGGGAGGUACGUCAAGUGCAAGAACCAGAAAAAUCUACCAUCCGGAAAUGGUGUUAAACAAAUUAAAGAUUACUACUUAACACCACAUCUUCAUUUCUUGGACACUUUUCGAAAAUCCUGUGAAAGCAAAGGCAAUAUUAUGGUCAGUGAGACGUCACACUCUAUAGAGGACACAGACAACAGCGUGCAUCAGGAAGAGGAUUUUGAUAAUGAAAACUCAGAAGACGGGUCUUUGCAACAUGGAAGUUCUGCAUCUGAAACAGUAGAGCAUCGUCCACCUUCUUCUAUUCCAAACCAACCAUUACGAGCCAACCACCACAUGACUCCAGGUGAGAGUUAUAGGAAGAGAAAAGCAGCCAGAACUCUAUCAGAUCUGAAGAAACGGGCUUGUAAAUACUUUGAAACAAAAGAAAAACUUAUGAUGGAAAGGCAAACUUCUCAGCUAAUCGAACCAAUUGAUCCAGAAAUGGCAUUUCUGCACAGCCUUUUGCCGGAUAUGAAAGCAAUGGGCGAGGCACAAAAGCGGAAAUUCAAAAUAAGAGUCAUACAACUAACCGAUUAACUUUUGAAUCCAUCGUGUUCCCCAUCGUCACAGUCUUGCUCAGAAUAUGUAUUCCAAGCAAACACUGCCAGCACAAGUCGCAUCCCAGGUACCCUGCAGUUCCCAAGGGAUAAUGACAAUGUACAAAACCAUGACCAGAACUCUGAAGAAAACCACUUUAAUAUGACUGAUUAUAUCCACAUGAACAAUAUGUAACAUACAAAUCCUACACUAUUAUUUUUUUGGACUUUGUAUUUAGUUACCUUUUACAUACAUGUUUGAGCAACGUUUGGAUUUUUGGACUUAUGUUAACUGUUAAUGUAAAAUGAAUAAUUACCAAACAUUUACGAUGUUUCAUUUUGUGUUAGGGGAAGGCGGUAAUGGUACGAAGGUCAGUAUCACGCAGGAGUGCUGGCACUACUAUGCGGCGAAAGGAGUAACUUCGUUCUAGUCGAGUUGCAAUGGCGUGCGGCUGAAGUUGUGUUGGAUAUUUGUGUUUUUUUAAAUCUGAGAUUUUUCCAAUAAGAUCCUGCAUUCAUUGCAUUCGAGGCAAGGAAAAACUGUGUACUUUUGUAGAAUUUUAGAUGUUUAUAAAUAAUUAGUAGGGUUUUUGCUAUAACUUAACGCGGUAAGGGCUUGUACUUUGUGAUCGUUUCAACUGUGACUGUCAGUAAACUGAUAUGGUGUCGUUUGGGGUAUUCGUACGCAGGCAUGCAUACCAAUUCCCCAUCUGCUUUUUAUUCACCCAUGCGAAAUUUGAUAACUGUUAUUUUUAAUAGAUCAUAUCAAUGGUUUUGUACAUUAUAAAAAUAACAGAAACAAAUAUGUAUACUAAUCUCCAGUUCCAAAACCAUCAACAUCAAGGACUACAGGGACCAGGAAGUCGCCGAGACGAAAAAAGCAUUUGGAAAUCCUAACAGCCACUGCAAGAAAAACGAUGCAGGAAGAAGUAGAAACAAAGAGGAAAAAUAAAACGAAACACAAGCUGAGCAUGAUAUAGGGAAUCCAAAAAAAAAGAAGAAAA
Molecule: messenger RNA, 4080 nt
Organism: Bacillus rossius redtenbacheri
Lineage: Eukaryota; Metazoa; Arthropoda; Insecta; Phasmatodea; Bacillidae
Exons: 6
Coding region: 2244-3077 (277 amino acids)
Molecular function (GO): DNA binding
Source: RefSeq, a predicted model, not a curated record